AUGGGGUUCUUCGGCCUCAUCCUGAUCAUCGCCCUCCUCGGUGCGGGCGUCCUUUACCUAAACCUGGACCGCAUUGUCAACUAUGUAGCCCAGAUCCUCGUCGACGCCUCCAAGAUGGACAUAACCUCGAUCGAGAUCACCAAGUGCGAUGAAACAGGCUUCACAAUCAGCCUCAGCGCAAAGAUCUACGACACCGGGCCGCUGGAGGCCACAAUCUCAGACAUGGUCCUCUCCAUGUUCGCCACCAAGUCGGGCAAGGAGUUCGCGCGGGUCCGGCUCCCGACCAUCAACGCGACCCCGGAGGGCACAGUCUGCCAGGUCUUUGAGCAGCGCGUCGAGAUCCUUGACUUCGGCGCCUUCGACGCCUUCAACAGGAACCUGCUGCUGCAGGAGGAGCUGCCCGCGUACGUGAGGGGCAGCGGCUCGCUCACCAUCCCCUGGCCGGUGCGGCUCAGCACAAUAGUCCAGUACAACAAGGUGGAGGUGAUGCGCGGCCUCGACGGCGUGCACGUCAACGUGCUCGAGACGAAGAAGGCGUCACGGUCGCUGCUCAAGGGGAAGCCCACGGAGAUCGAGGUCGACGUGUGUAUCGCGUCGGGCUCGCCUGUUGCGAUUCACAUGGGGCUGACGCAAGUCUCGAUCGUCUUUUCGGGCAUGCAGAUUGCGACUGUGGAGGCCGACCUCUUCCUGAAGCCUGGGGAAAACCGGGUAACAUUCACGGGGGAGAUGGACGUCUUGUCGAUUGGGAAGAACCUUGGAACGGGCCUGAAGUUCCUGAGGCAGGAUAUUGCGGGUGAUCAGGACAUGGUUGCUUUCGUGAAGGGCGCAAAGGGGCCCCAGUGUGCCUGGCUUGACAGGACAAUUCGGUUGAUGAAUAGCAAGAUUGUGAUGGGAUCCACUAUGGCCGACCUGGUGAGGAGCAUAUCCAAGGUAGAGGAAGGCUCAUAA
Messenger RNA from Diaporthe citri, 948 nucleotides. RefSeq lists its product as uncharacterized. The record is from RefSeq and is a predicted model, not a curated record. The transcript has a single exon. Bases 1 to 948 code for a protein of 315 amino acids. Lineage: Eukaryota; Fungi; Ascomycota; Sordariomycetes; Diaporthales; Diaporthaceae.